UUUCUCCUCUCGCCAGACACCAAUUCAAUUAACUCCAAAUAUGAAAUUGGUAAUUGCAGCGGUUGUACUCACUUUAUUUAUCGUUGUUAAGGCCGAGCUGACUCUGGAGCAGCUCAAGAAACUGAAGGAUCACCGCGAGAACUGCAUCAAGGAAUCCGGCGCAGAUCCAGAGGUAGUGGCGAAAGCGAGGACAGGGAACAUUGCGGAGGACCCCAAGCUGCAGGAACACCUCUUAUGCAUGUUCAAAAGGAUCGGCUUCAUGAGCGAAGAGGGGAAGAUUCAAAGAGACGUGCUAAGGAGAAAACUUGUGGAUGUUAUUAAAGACGAAGAACUGGCCGAUAAGCUCAUUGGCGAGUGUGUAGUUGAAGCUUCCACCUCACAGUUGACCGCUUUAGAGAGCUUUAAAUGCUUCUUCACUAAAACCGGUUUGCCGAUAGUGUAAAGGAUUCACAUUUUUGUUUUAUGGUUGCUUAUCAACAUUGAAAAAAGCAUAGCAAAACUGUGUUUUUCAAAGAAUGUUUAAAAUCUAGACCUACAACCUACUACUAAUCAAACCGAUUUUAGUGACUUCCUAGAAAUAAGCCAUAAAAUAAAUGACUAGAAAAAAGUAUUGGAAAACUGAAGACUUUAAUUUUUUAUUAUCUUUUGUGACAUUGUGAUUUUUUAGUGAUUCCAUCCAUUUUGUGUGAAUAAAUAUUUUUAAUAACAAAUUUGUUAUAAUAUCA
Molecule: messenger RNA, 725 nt
Organism: Anoplophora glabripennis (Asian longhorned beetle)
Lineage: Eukaryota; Metazoa; Arthropoda; Insecta; Coleoptera; Cerambycidae
Product: B2 protein
Exons: 2
Coding region: 41-442 (133 amino acids)
Biological process (GO): sensory perception of smell
Molecular function (GO): odorant binding
Source: RefSeq, a predicted model, not a curated record